GGAUUUAUAAAUCAGCUUCGCCAAACGAUGAAAAAUCUCAUGCUUUUGUUAUGGUGAUUCGUGACGGAUAUGAAUGUUUAUAUUAUCGAUAUAAUAUUAGCGAAUUUAAUCCAAAAGGUACUGAUUCGAGUAAAUUUAUGAUUAGGAUUGGACAAAAUAAAUUUAGCGAAAAUGAAGUGGUAUUAAGUCUUCCUGCGAUCAGAUUAAUUCCAUCAACAGAUAUUGAAUACGACGCAUAUACCGAUCUAUUAAUUAAAGAUUGGAGUAGAAUAAUAGGAAAAGGAUCAGAAUCAAAAUCAAAAAUUCCUUCCUUGAAAUUAUCAAUUACAAGACCCCCCUUUAUCCCAUAUUCGGUUCGUGGAUACAUCUUUUUCAAUGAUACAACUCCGUACCCUUUCAGUUUUACUCAUCCAAAUGUGAUGGGUAUUUUUGCUUAUGUUCCUUUCUUGGAAUGUAAUCAUGGAAUCAUAAGCAUGUCUCAUAGAUCUUCUGGUAUGAUCGAAUUUAUUAAUAUGGAAAAUAAUGGAAUUAUAGAAGAUAGAAUUGAUCUGGAAAAUGGUUCCGGUUAUAUUGAAAAGGAUUGGGGUGUAAAUUUUCCUGAAUCCUGGAUUUGGUCUCAAUCAAAUACAUUUAUAAAUGAAAAAGAAGAAAAGCGUUCCUCGAUAUUAAUUUCUAUCGCCGAUAUUCCAUUAGUAUCAUCCGAUAAUCCAUUACUUAAAGUUCCUUAUCUGAAAGAUUUCUUACAUUUUCCCGGUCGUAUAAUAGUCUUUUAUCAUGCAAAAUCAAAUAUUACUUAUAAUUUCAGUACUUACAAUUUGUUUUCUAAAGUUAUCGAUUUAGUUAUUGAUAUGGAUGAAAAUAAUUCUUCCAUGCAAUAUGUGCAAUAUGUCAAAUUACAUGUUAUAGAUAUUUCAAAUGGAUUAAAUUUGGAAAUUCAUAUUAAACGUAAAGCUGGAAAUGGUAUUCCUUUACGUAGUCCCAGUAAACGAUUUGGCAAGAUGGCUUUAAUGAUUGAAGAAAGUUUGGAUGCUGAAUUGAAUGUUACAUUAUGGAGAUCUGGUAAAGAUUCCCAGGAAGAGGAAGUUAUAUUUAAUGAUCAAUCUGUUGUUAGUGGUUUAGAAAUUGUUGGAAAUGUAUGGUGGAUUGUCAGUAAACUUUCUGCCGCUAAGG
This is a messenger RNA of Funneliformis caledonium, 1170 nucleotides long. NCBI's taxonomy places the organism in Eukaryota, Fungi, Glomeromycota, Glomeromycetes, Glomerales, Glomeraceae. The record is from the annotation of a GenBank genome assembly.